AUGUUGAGCAAACAUAUUGCAAAAAGGUUUAAGGGUCACAAUGUAGCAAUGAACCCAUUUUGUGGCGCCGGAGGAAACGCAAUACAAUUAGCAAUGAAAUAUGAAAAAGUCAUAGCAAUAGACAUUGACCCGAACAAAUUGGAAUUUGCUAAAAAAAAUGCAGAAAUUUACGGUGUGAGAGAUAAAAUUAAUUUCAUUAUGGGCAACUUUUUUGCUAUAGCUAAUGAUUUAAAAAAAUACAAGCCUGAAGUAAUUGUAACUUCAACUCCAUGGGGAGAACCAUCGUAUAAAAACCAUAAAACAUACAGUUUGGAGAAAAAUAUGUGUAGUGAAUACGACGGUGGCGGUCGAACGAUCUUCGAAUUGGCCCAAAGUAUUGCUCCAAACGUAACACUACACAUACCUAAGAGUACUGUUCGAAAUGAACUGUUCAAAUUAGGAAAAUACUUUAAUAACAACAUAGAAAUACAGAAUAACUUUAUCAAUGGAAAACUGGAUUCCAUCACCACAUUUUUGGUAGAUUCAAUAACAUGA
Molecule: messenger RNA, 534 nt
Organism: Daktulosphaira vitifoliae (grape phylloxera)
Lineage: Eukaryota; Metazoa; Arthropoda; Insecta; Hemiptera; Phylloxeridae
Product: trimethylguanosine synthase-like
Exons: 2
Coding region: 1-534 (177 amino acids)
Biological process (GO): 7-methylguanosine cap hypermethylation; 7-methylguanosine RNA capping
Cellular component (GO): nucleus
Molecular function (GO): RNA cap trimethylguanosine synthase activity
Source: RefSeq, a predicted model, not a curated record